GCAACUGUCAAAACACCGCUGUCAACUUUCAAAUUUGAAUACAAAAUAAAUAUUGCGGCAACGGACAAAUUUUAGUAGAUUUUAAUUUCUAAUUACGAUUCCUGCCCUCAUUAUGAAUAUAUUAGAUAAACUAAGCGACAAGGAAUUCAUCCCAUUUCUUCAAAGUUUAGGUGUAGAUACAAGAAACCAAUCAUUUGAAUGGAUGUUGAACAAUCCGGAUUUUGCUCCCGCUUUAGAAUGGAUGUACAAUAAUUUGGAUUAUAGUAAUGUGUUAACCACUAGGGAAAAACGAAGAUAUGCUGAAAUCCAAAAGCGAAACAAUCAAAUAGGCAUUGAAAUUUCCACAAAUGAGAUAGAUGAAAACAUAGCCUCUAUAACGGAGCAAUAUCCAGGUAUAUGUUUACCAGGAGAGCAGGAAGCUUUGGAAGAUAUGAGGAUUGAUAUUGAUGCACAGAAAGAGAGACUGCACUUGAUAGAAAAACAGGAAAAUGUUGUUGGAGAUCUGAUUGUACAAAAUGAGCACACAAAUGAACAAUUGAAUCUCGAAAUAACAAAGCUUAAUGCAGCACAACAACAAACCUCAGAAGAAGAAAAAACAACAGCAGAAGAGUGCAUCAAACUCGCUGAGAAUGUUGAAACACUAGUUGAAGACAUUACUCAGUUAGUCGGGAAGACUAUGGACUUCUAUGGAAACUGUGGCGACAAUAAGGAAACAGCCCAAACUUUGUUCACAUUUGGCCCAUUUGAGCAAUAUAAACAAUCUCAAGAUCUGUUCCAGUCACAUUUUGAUUUGUACACAUCCAAGAAAUUUCUUAAAAGACAAACCGACACUGUGACAGAUGAUAACAUGGUUUUGAAUGAAGCUAAACAUAUAGAAGAAAGGUUGUCAGACGCUAUCACUGCAUACAUUGAAUCGAAAGCGGAGUUGUGUGGAGAGCAAGCCAAGCUCGAACUUGUGGCUAACUACAACAAUCCGCACCCCAGUCAAAUAAGUAUGAAUAUAAUCGAGGCGCAGACGACAGUGCAACUGUUGGAGCAAGAGGAAGGCGUGCUCGAGCAACACGCACACCACGCAGCCAAGGAGCUGGCCGAGGAGCGCACCACACUCGCGGGGGACACUGCCGCUAGUGCCGCGCUUGCUGUCAGAGAAGAGAUUCACGAAGACCUAGCGUACCUACUGGACAAUGCACAACAUGCACUGGCUCUAGACAAGAUCCUGUACUGCGCGCUGCGACACGAGCUGCGCAACGUGGAGGAGUUCCUGCAGUUCGCCUCACAGCUCAGGAUGUACGUCAACGGAGAAAACGAAGCGAUAGCUAGUCGAAUUGACUCGAUGCUCGAAAUAUCUUCUGAGCAGUCCGCCCGUGAGCAGAGGUUACAAACAUCAGACCGUCUCGUGGAGUGCCUCUACAAUAUACUAAAUGCACCCUGCACGGAUGGAGUUCACCUGGUGAAACUGUACCGUGAGCUGCAGGAGAAUAUUAGAGAACUUAGGACAGCUGUGGGGGACGCGUGCGAUAAACGGAAGGAGGAAUUGAUGAGAUUCAAAGAGACAACAAGACCUUUAAUAGAGUACAUCUGGGACGGAUGCACCAAACAGCCGAACUGCACGGACAAGACGGUCGCGUCGCUCGCGCAUGCGCUCUCGCACGAGAUGGCACGAGUCGACGAGAGGAUAUUGGAAGCAAGCGCUAGCUUCAGCUCUGUUAAGAACGGCGACAAGCAACAUCUGCGUAAACUCUGGCAGUGGUUCCUGACGGACCCGUCCAAGCUGCUCGCUGCAGUAAAAGCUGCACAGAGCGGCAAGUUUAAUCUAUAGUUAUAUUGUCGUUGAAACACAAAUGUAAUCGCCAAGCGCGUGAGAACACAAGAAAAGCAAUAAUGAGGGUAGUUCAGUAUUGUGUAGAAAUGCAGAAGAAACUGCAUGACGGGCUAUUUAAGUGCUGCUAGUAUGAAAUGAUAUUUCCGUCUAUUACCUUAUAUUGUCUCCUUCCAAUAACGUCCAUAAAAUAGAACGUAUUUAAUGUAUUACGUAUGGUUAAAUAAUUUUCUUAUCUGUACCAAUUAUGCAAA
Manduca sexta (tobacco hornworm) is the source of this 2073-nucleotide messenger RNA. RefSeq lists its product as uncharacterized. Lineage: Eukaryota; Metazoa; Arthropoda; Insecta; Lepidoptera; Sphingidae. Bases 113 to 1819 code for a protein of 568 amino acids. The record is from RefSeq and is a predicted model, not a curated record. The transcript has 10 exons. Gene Ontology annotation, biological process: spindle assembly; centrosome cycle. Gene Ontology annotation, cellular component: centrosome; mitotic spindle; HAUS complex.